GCUGUGGGCGUUACGCCCUAAGCGUCACUAAUGCGGCUGCAGCUAGCAGCUCGACGCCGCCGCUUCCGGUGUGCCGUCCUGCCGCAGCUCGCCGCGCAGGCACGGAAGACUGAGAAACAUGGAAUCCUCUUUGACCAUCGGGGAGUUCUUCACCACGCUGCGUGAGAUGGGCUUCAGCGAGGCCCAGAUCCAGACAGCCAUGCAGGCGGGCCACUUCUCAGUGCCGGAGGCCGCAGAGUGGCUUCUACAAGGGGCGGGUCCCAGGCACAAGCUGGUUAGAGAGUCCUCCCAGCCCACAGAAACCGCAUUCUCUGCUUUCAACCCCCCUAAAACCUCAGAGACUCUGGGCAGUGCAGGGACUUCACCACCACCUGCUGCUGAGGAUUCUGGGAAUAAAGGGGCUGUGGCUCUCUCCGGUCCCACAACAGAACUGCCUCCCCUCGGGUCCCGGAUCAAGCAUGAUCGCAGUGGUUUCCAGGAGCAACAGAGGCAGCGUGUGGCCCAGGAGGCGCGAGCUGAGAGGAGGCAGAAGAAGCAGGAGAGAGAGCUGGCACUGAGGCGCAUCGCCGAAGACCGCCGCAGUCUGCAGGAAAAGAGCCAGCCAGGAGGUCAGGCCUUGUCCCCCCCUGCCGCCACCCCUGGCCAGGGCCAGAGGCUGGGGGGCAGGGUGCAGACCAGCGUGGACAAUCAGUGCCUCCUCAUGAUUCGGCUGCCGUCUGGGGAGUCCAUGCGGGAGCGCUUCCCAGCUGAGGCCCCGCUCCGCUGCGUCGUGGAGCACAUCUCGGAGCGUCACCCAUCGCUGGCCUCCUUCACCCUCCUGCACAGUUUCCCCCGCAAACGCUUUGGGGAGGCCGAGCUUUCCCUGUCGCUGCGUGAGCUGGGCCUCACCCCCAACGCGGCGCUCUGCAUCCAGGCCACGCCACCGGAGAUGCCCGGAGUGGGCACACGGGGCCAGGAGGAGGUGGCAGAGGAAGUGGAGGAGCAGCAGCAGCCGCCACCUCCGUCACUAUCGCCUCCACGCCCCCUGCCCCGGCAGCUGUGGGAGGAGGCCGUCGGGUACGCUGGAAUCCCAGGGGUGGCGCCUCCUCUGGCCGGCCAGCCUCACUACUGGGGACGGGGUCAAAAGCUAGUUCCAGGUGACGUGGAAGAGGGCUCCAGCUCUGGGGAAGAGGAGGAAGAUGUUCCACUAGUGGAAAAUGGGCCACCCCCCAUCCCCAUCCCCGGUCUUCCUCAGCUUCCCUUCCUUCCCGAGCACCGGCCCUGGGGGUUGGCUGAGCCCCCGCACCACUGGCCAGACCAGGGCAACAGGCUUCGAGAGGGCCCCAUAGACGCAGGCCCCCAAGAUGGCAGGGUGGCCCCGGGUGUGGCGGGACAGGCGGCCGCCGAGCGCCUCCAGAGAGCCCCGCCCCACGAGGAGUCCCCAGGGUCAGCUGGGCACCCGUCCCCCCCCAAGAAGGUCUUCCGGACGCCCAGUGUGCCCCCGCUCUGCUCCAUGGCAGCCCGGGCUGCCGUGACCCUCGUUACAGCCCCUAGCAUGCAGUACAGCAGCAGCCUGUCAUGUCUCACGCCGGAGCUAGCCGAGCUGCUGCUCACCCACAUAGCCCGGGAGAGGCUGCUGCGACCCCGCACCCUGGAGCUCUUCUUUGGUUGCCCGUUGCAGAAGUUUGUCCUCAACUGCUACCCAUACUCCACCAACGAGCUGCUUCGCCAGCUACGGGCCUUCACGGCACUGAAGCACCUGAGUCUCGUCAGCUCACCCCUCAUUACGGACUCGGGCCUCUCGGUGCUCCCUGGCCUGCAGAAGCUGCAGCACCUGAACCUCUCCUCCUGCAGCAAGCUGACGGACUCCUGCCUGCGUCACAUCGGAGAGCUGAGGGCACUCUCCUCGCUAUCCCUGGACCAGACCAAAGUGAGUGACGCAGGCAUGGUGCCCUUCCUGCAGGGGGCGCCACCGUCACUCGUGCAGCUCAACCUGAACCAGACGUCGGUGAGCGAGGCCACAUUGGCGGUGUUGCCAGUCUGCGUCCCCCAACUGCGCCUUCUCAGUAUCAAGCAGACUAAGGUGAGGGAGGUGUCGGCCCUGGCGCAGCUGUCUGCCUUGCAGACGCUAUACCUAGACGGCACCGCUGUGACGGAGGCCUCGCUGGAGAGCCUGGCUGCCCACCCCACCCUCUCUGGACUUGGUCUUGCUGGCAUUCCGGUCGCCAGUGGCGACCAUGCUCUCCAGAUCAUCUCAGGUCUCCGGCUGAGCCAGUUAACGCUGCCGGGCCGCCACUCGGUGACGGACAGCGGCCUGACAUCCCUGUCCAAGCUGGCGCUGCUCUCAGAGCUGGACCUGACAGAUUACACGCGUGUCACGGACGAGGGAGUCGCCCAUUUGGCCGCCAUGACCAGGUUAAAGAAGCUCUCUCUUGGUAACACACUGGUGACGGACGAGGGUCUCCCUUUCCUACGUGGCCUGCUGGAAUUGCAGGAGCUGUGCCUGGACCGUACUGGUGUCACCAGCAGGGGCGUGGCGGCCUGUGUGACCUGCCUGCCCCACCUGCAGGUGCUCGGCCUGGCCAGCACACAGGUGGGUGACAAUGUGGUGCGGCGGGGCCUUCUGCACUGCCCCCAGCUGGUCAAGCUCAAUCUGAGUCGCACGCGCAUCACAGAUCAUGGCUUGAAGUUCCUGCGUCAGAUGCAUCUCAGCCAGGUGAACCUGGAUGGGACGGGCGUGAGUCUGCAGGGCAUCGCGAACUUCAUCUCAUCCUGCCCGAACGUAGCCAGCAUCCGAGCCAGUCACACUCGGGCCAUCGCGCCUGAUCAGGUCUCCGACGAUGAAGAUGACGCUGACAUCGCGUUGUGAAGUGGGCAGGGAGGGGGGAAGUCUCAUCAUUUCCCCCCCAGUGGUGGUGAGCUGUGUGUGCAGCAUAUUCACAGCUCUUGGCUUAGUCUUCUGACUGUGCACUCCUGCAAAACCAGUCCGGUUUAUAUACUCCUCCGCAAUAAGCAGUUCAUACUAACAUCUACUUUCUCUUGCUGGUAACAAACGCUGUUCGCUGAUAAAAGGUACUUCUGCAAACCAGUAAAUGGCUUUAAAGUCUGAGUAAAAUCUGUUUGCUCAGUUUAAAUAAACAAUAUCAGAAUCGUUUUAGCAGCUUUAAUUCCAAGCUCUAACUUUUAAGAUUCUCGAAUUUCAUUUAAUUUGGAUUCUUUAGUUUCUUUUCUUUUUGAAGGUUUUAUUAUAUGAUUUAAAAAAAAAAAAAAAACCAUGGUGUGAUCAGUAAGAGUAGGCGACAUCACAAAGGGUUUUUUUUUUUUUUUUUUUUUUUUGUAAACUGCAUAACUGCAAAUAGACUAAAUCAAAACACUGGAUGAGGCCAGUGUAUCUCAUAAACCACACUGUCUGGUGUUUGGCCCGAGUCCGCCCAGAGAUGGAUGGAUAGAUGGAUAAAGCACAGCUAUUAAAUGAAGCUUCCCUCGGGAAGUGGGCGCCACACCUUAUUCGUGCCCGAGUGGCCCUUUCUGUCUUGGGGGUUUAUGCAGAGCUGAAUGGGUGUUGGCAGUGGUGCCCAUCAAAGCAGAGUAUGAAGCUGCCUUCAUGCAGUCAGAGGUGGUGAAGCCCACAGAAGAGCUGGGAUUGACAUGCAUGUGCCACUGCUCACACCAAUUACAGAACAUCUUCCUGUAACUGCACAAUGUUCCUGAUUUCAUGCUGUUUUCCAAGAAUGUUAUUUGGGUCCCAGCAUGUAUUUUGAGGAGAGUAAAGAGACUUGCUCUUUAACUUAAAUUUCUGUGUGGAAUUAUAAUACUAUCAGGAAAAUAACUAUCUCACCUUCUCAAUGUUUUCUCAUUCAUUAGGCAAAACCAGGUUAGAAAAUCACUAUGUUGAUUUUUUUAUUUUUUUUUGUUUUUGUCUGGCUGGCAUGAAGUCCUGUGAAAUAUUGAUCAUCCGGACACAGAUAAACGUUGUAUGAAGUACAUCAUGUUGUCCAAGAUUUGAAGUUUUGACAGCACAAGAUGCCAACAAGUUGUUUUUCUUUAAGCAUUUGGCAUCUUGUUAGGGAAGUGCUUCAAAUUGUUCAUCCGGUGGUGUGUCAGUAACUGAUCCAUUAACUACAGAUAAUUCAGCUGUAAUGCAAAUCUUUCCCUUUACCAUUUGUGGAUGACUAUCAUUGUCUAAAUUGCACCCGCAAAAAUGUUUAACCAGAAUGUAUGGGCAUAUAUGUAACCGUUUUCCUAGCUCAAAUAUAGUAUAUUUUCUAAACUGUACCAGAUUGUUUAAAAUAUGUAACACAUUCUGCAAUGACAAUUCUCAAUCAAUAAAAAAGAUUGUUUUGAAAUGCA
Molecule: messenger RNA, 4329 nt
Organism: Brienomyrus brachyistius
Lineage: Eukaryota; Metazoa; Chordata; Actinopteri; Osteoglossiformes; Mormyridae
Exons: 17
Coding region: 119-2848 (909 amino acids)
Molecular function (GO): protein binding
Source: RefSeq, a predicted model, not a curated record